This is a messenger RNA of Lytechinus pictus (painted urchin), 405 nucleotides long. RefSeq names its product GTP cyclohydrolase 1-like. Lineage: Eukaryota; Metazoa; Echinodermata; Echinoidea; Temnopleuroida; Toxopneustidae. Bases 1 to 405 code for a protein of 134 amino acids. Gene Ontology annotation, molecular function: zinc ion binding; GTP cyclohydrolase I activity; GTP binding. The record is from RefSeq and is a predicted model, not a curated record. Gene Ontology annotation, cellular component: cytoplasm. Gene Ontology annotation, biological process: tetrahydrobiopterin biosynthetic process; tetrahydrofolate biosynthetic process. The transcript is spliced from 2 exons.
AUGUCGAUCGACCAUGCAGACUCUGUUCCGAACGGGGAGUACCUCCCGAACGGGCACCCGUCGAUGUCGUCGCCUGGUGGUGGUGCUAGGGAAGACAGUACAGACAUCUUAGCCGCAAAGACGAACAAUUUAUCUCUGAAAGACAGCAACUUCCAAGGAAGAGUGUCAAGCAAAGAAGAGGAAGAUCGAGCUCGUCCCCCCAAAACAAAAGAUCCACAUGCCACUUUGUACAGGCAAGAUUCAGACAAACAACUGCCCGGGCUUGCGCUUGCCUACCGGUCGAUCAUCCGUGGUGUCGGGGAGGAUGCCAGUCGCCAGGGUCUCCGGAAGACGCCCGAUCGCGCUGCUAAAGCAAUGAUGUUCUUCACAAAGGGAUAUGAAGAGAAAGUCGAAGGCUUUUCAUGA